AAAUUACAACUCGUCGAGAUACGGUAAAUUUGUUCGAAUUCAUUUCGACAAACGCGAUUUACUUGAAAAAUCCCGCGUGAUCAAACAAGCACCUGGCGAACGAUCCUACCACAUAUUCUACCAAAUCUUUUACACAGAAAAAGCUUCGAGGGCAAGAAAUGCGCAGAAAGGAGUAACGUUCUG
Messenger RNA from Ostertagia ostertagi, 183 nucleotides. Lineage: Eukaryota; Metazoa; Nematoda; Chromadorea; Rhabditida; Trichostrongylidae. The record is from the annotation of a GenBank genome assembly.